AAUCUCAGUGUUAUGGGAAGCAAGUGCCUGCCCCUGCUCUCAGGUCUCAGUGUCCUGCUGGCUCUGUCAGGAUCGGAUGCAAAGAAUUCUGGAGCUUUCUGUCCUCAAUGCCCUGAAAAUGCCAGCUGCUACAACAGCACCCACUGUGCUUGUAAUGAUGGAUUUCAUUCCAAGUCUGGGUGGAGAUACUUCAUCAAGUCCUCUGAGGAAUGUGAAGAUAUUGAUGAGUGUAAGACUGGACUGGCAAAGUGCAAGCAGAUAUCAUACUGCAUAAAUAUAAUUGGAAGUUACUACUGCAGCUGUGUCCCAAAUUACCCUAUCUUCAACUGGUUGGCUGCUUUCACUAAAUGGAAUUAUUCAGACUGUUAUGAGAACUCCAGUAAGAAGACACCAUCGGUGGACAUGUGGGUGAUUAAGGUGAAGCCUAGGUUUGAGAAACAGCCAGAAAUUCUGAGGAAAAAUGGAAGCAAAGAGUACAUUGCAAAACAGGCUACCCGACUACUUCAAAGCAUGGAAUUAACCAUAUGGAAUGGGAGUUUUGCUUCUCCAGGAAAGCAUGAAAAUUCUACGUUUGAUGUGGUCUAUGAAACCAAGAUGUGCAAUGAGACAAGUGAGAAGACUCUUCUGGAAGCUGGAAAUAACACAAUGGAUAUCGACUGCGCUGAUGCUUUCAAAGGAACCACAAGAGAUAGGGGUGCAGUUGCGUUUAUCACUUAUCGAUCUCUUGGGGAUAUUCUGAAUGGAUCCUUUUUUAGUGAUAGAAGAGGGGCAAAGGAAGUGAAACUGAACUCUCGUAUCGUGAGUGGCACCAUUGGUGUGAAAGAAAAGGUUUCUCUGUCUGAACCUGUAUUCCUGACCUUCCAACAUACUCAGCCUGGUGGGGCAAGAACGAAAUAUUUCUGUGUCUACUGGAAAGGAUCGGAGGAGGGGGGCAGCUGGUCGACGGAGGGCUGCUCUCAUGCGGGCAGCAACGAUUCUUACACCAAAUGCAAGUGCUUCCACCUUUCCAGCUUUGCUGUGCUCAUGGCUCUUGCUCCCAAGGUGGAUCCUGUUCUGACUGUGAUCACUUAUGUAGGACUGAGCCUUUCUCUGCUGUGUCUCCUCCUGGCGGCCCUCACCUUCCUCUUCUGCCGAUCCAUCCAGAACACCAGCACCACCCUCCACCUGCAGCUCUCCAUCUGCCUCUUCCUGGCCCACCUCCUCUUCCUCACAGGCAUUGAUAAAACUGAGCCUGAGGUGCUGUGCUCCAUCAUCGCUGGAGUGUUGCACUAUCUCUACUUGGCCUCCUUCACCUGGAUGCUCCUUGAAGGGCUGCACCUCUUCCUCACCGUUAGGAAUCUCAAGGUGGCCAACUACACCAGUGCAGGCAGAUUCAAGAAGAGGUUCAUGUACCCUUUCGGCUAUGGGAUUCCAGCUCUGAUUGUGGCUGUGUCUGCAACAGUAGGACACAAAAAUUAUGGAACGUUUACUCACUGCUGGCUCAAGCUUGAUAAAGGGUUCAUCUGGAGCUUCAUGGGGCCAGUGGCAGUCAUUAUCUUGAUAAACUUGAUGCUCUACUUCCAAAUUCUGUGGAUUUUGAGAAGCAAACUUUCCUCCCUCAAUAAAGAAGUUUCCACCAUUCAAGAUACCAGAGUCAUGACAUUUAAAGCAAUCGCUCAGCUAUUUAUCCUGGGCUGUCCUUGGGGCCUUGGUUUUUUUAUGACUGAAGAAGUCGGGGAGACAAUCAGAUCAGUGGUUGCCUACGCAUUCAGCAUCAUCAAUGUCCUGCAGGGUUUCUUUCUCUUUGUGGUACACUGUCUCCUUAAUCGCCAGGUGCGAAUGGAAUACAGGAAAUGGUUUACUGGGAUGAGGAAAGGGGUUGAAAUUGAAAGCACUGAAGUGUCUCCCUCAACUACCCACACCAAAAUG
Messenger RNA from Ceratotherium simum simum (southern white rhinoceros), 1908 nucleotides. The record is from RefSeq and is a predicted model, not a curated record. NCBI's taxonomy places the organism in Eukaryota, Metazoa, Chordata, Mammalia, Perissodactyla, Rhinocerotidae.